UUGGUGUUUGGAUUUGAGUUUGGAAAUGAGAUUAUUGUGAAUGGAGAAGAAAUGAGUGAGUUGAGUUGAAUGGGCUAUCCAGUGUUUGGAGAAUCGUAGCCACUUAUUUUCUUCAUUUGGAUUUUCAUUGGAUCAGGUAUCUCCAUGGAAGCCAUCUUGGAUCAGCUUGCCGGGGUUCACACUCCCGAGGCUCCUCCGACCUUUACUUCUUCCCCAAUAGCCCCUACCCUAAAGAUCUCUUCCAGCGCUCCCCCCGACACUAUUGAUUUAGUGGAUGACGAGGAGGUGCUGCCGGGAGAAGGUCAAGAAAAGCAAUGGGGCUUUUCUGAGGAAGUUGCAGAAGGUGCGGGAGAGUUUCAGGCUCUUCCUGAGAAAGCUGAAAAAGGUGAAGAAGAGCCUGAAAUUGCUCUGAUUCGCAAGCGCAAGGGCAAAAUUGUUGCCCAGGACGAGCCCAAGCGGCCUCGGAGAGCUGACACUCCUGCCCAUGGUCUUGACGGUGGGGUCUCCCCCAUGGAAGAGCAUCCCGCUCCUCCCAAUAUUGUGCUGACUCCAGUUCCUGGAGAUGAGGUGAGGCAAGAGCUCCGGAUAGCCAAGCAUAACUAUGCCAUGGACGAAUACUCCCGGGGGUAUGCCGAGGUGGAAGCCCUAAGGAGGGUUUUCCGGGUUGAGGUGCAGGAAACCAUCAACAACCCGGAGUACCAGGAUCCGUGGGACCUUAACUUGGACCCCCUGUCGGACUGGUUUCGUCGCUUCCUUGGGCCCACCUUGGCUCCCUUCGCCGCGGAGAUGACUGGCGAGUUCGCUUCUCAGCUUACCCGGUGUGCACCUAAGCGGUUCGCAACUUGCGCCUCCCUGAACUCUAUCUUCCAGGUCCAGGACCUCAGCCACUCCCUCACCGUGCUUGCUGCUGAGGCUUGCCGCCUCUCCAAGAACAUUAUUAAUCAUGGCUUCGUUCUGUCUGAUUUUGGGGACAUGAACGACGUCAGGAAGGUCCUUCAGGAUCUCACUGCGGAGAGGCAGCUCUACCAGGAGGCUGCUGAGCGCCGGGAGGCGGCUGCCAAGGCCAAUGAGGAGGAGGCCAAGCGGAGGGAGGCCCAAGCGGAGGCCAUGAUUCGGGAUGAAGCCCAGCGGAGGGACAGGCUGGAGGCCCAACAUCAGGAGGAGCUGAGGGCGGAAAGUGAGGCUGCUGCCAAGGCCAAGCGGGAGCUCCGGGAGGCCAGGGAAGCCUUGGACGAAAUGGUUGCCCAGGUGAGAUCCUUAGAGGAAACUCACCAGGCGAACUUAGAGUCCAGGGCCGCUCUAGCCGCGGAGCUGAAGGAGCUUAGGGACUUCAAAGAACAAACUACCAAGAAGGCAAAAAGAGCCGAGCUCCUUUCUCCUGUUUCCUGCGGCCGGUGCCCAAAGCGCUUCGACGAUGGAGUCUUCAUGGCUUGGUCUACCAACGACCAAAAUAUCAAGCUUACUUUCUACCCCAAACCUGAGGAAAUGAUUGCCAAAUUUCGGGAGAAGAAGAAGAAGCUUGAUGCCAUGGUAGAGGCGCGUAUUGGACCUCGCCUUCCUCCGCGUAUUGACUAAGCUGCUUCGAGAUUAACCCAGUACAACCAAGAUUCCACCCACUUCUUUUAUUAUUAUUAUCUCUUUUUUUUUUGUACAUAUUUGCUGCUACCUUGGGACAAUAUAUUUAGGUAGCAGUUUUUUAUUUGAAGGGGAGACAAUUUUUUAAGGCCUGUCCCCGGGCCGUUUGUAUAUAUAUGACCUGCCCUUUGGGUCAGGAUAUUUAUAUGUGAUAUCUCUUUUGCCA
This is a messenger RNA of Cannabis sativa, 1801 nucleotides long. RefSeq lists its product as uncharacterized. The coding region runs from base 145 to 1575 and encodes 476 amino acids. The transcript is spliced from 3 exons. The record is from RefSeq and is a predicted model, not a curated record. NCBI's taxonomy places the organism in Eukaryota, Viridiplantae, Streptophyta, Magnoliopsida, Rosales, Cannabaceae.